Metarhizium album ARSEF 1941 is the source of this 1521-nucleotide messenger RNA. RefSeq names its product CRAL/TRIO domain protein. The coding region runs from base 1 to 1521 and encodes 506 amino acids. The transcript is spliced from 3 exons. Lineage: Eukaryota; Fungi; Ascomycota; Sordariomycetes; Hypocreales; Clavicipitaceae. The record is from RefSeq and is a predicted model, not a curated record.
AUGUCUUCCAACGGAUCCGUCGACAUAGCCCCAGGGCACCUCGGUAACUUGACAACCGAGCAGGAGGCUCUCCUUCGAAAGCUCUGGCAGACAGUCUUCAUGCUGUACAACAUGUUCGAGCACGCGGGACAAAUCGUCCCGGACGCCGAGCCUCCAAAGCGAGCCGGCCUUCUCGGACGCAAAUCCCAAGAAGCCGCCCCGGCAGCGAAGCCUUCCGCCGACGUGAUUGAGGCCUUGCAAGUCAUCACGACUGAUCCGCAAGAGCAACAGCGUCUGUCAAAACAAUUUACCCAGCUCAUGGCCAUGAAAACGCCAGAGUCCAUCAAGCUGUUCAGGCAAGGCCUGGAGGCAGCACCGCGCGAGACCAUCGCGCAAUGGCGCGACCUGCUCGCAGACCAGUCGGCCGAAAGUAUCCGCGAGUUUCAGAAGAUUCUGCAAGGCCAGUCCGCCCAGGAGAUUCGCGCCAUGGUGACUGGCGCCGUCAAGCACGAGCACCCGGACAUGGUCAUGCUGCGAUUCCUGCGAGCUCGUAAAUGGGACGUCAACAAAGCCCUCGCGAUGAUGCUCAAGGCUAUGAACUGGAGAUUCAAAGACUUCAAGGUAGACGAGGACAUCAUGACUCGCGGCGAGGCGGGUGCCGUCGCAGACGCAGAGAGCGCCGACAAAGCAACCAAGACGCUCGGCCACGACUUUAUGAAGCAAAUCCGCAUGGGCAAGAGCUUUCUGCAUGGCACCGACCGACAGGGCCGAAUCCUGUGCGUUGUCAGAGCCCGGCUGCACAAAGCAUCCGACCAGUGCGCGGAGAGCGUCGAGAAGUAUACGACGUACCUGAUUGAGACGUCGCGCCUCAUGCUCAACCCGCCUGUUGAGACUGCUUGCCUCGUCUUCGACAUGACCAAUUUCACUCUCGCGAACAUGGACUAUGUCCCCGUCAAGUUCAUCAUCAUGUGCUUCGAGGCCAACUACCCCGAGUCGCUUGGCGCUGUGCUGAUUCACAACGCCCCCUGGAUCUUCAAGGGUAACCAUGAACCGUGCCUUGGUAUUUGGAAAGUUAUCCACGGCUGGCUCGACCCCGUCAUUGCCGCCAAAGUCCACUUCACCUAUACUCGGAAGGAUUUGGAGGAAUUCAUCGCGCCGGAGCACAUCAUCAAGGAGCUCGGCGGCGACGAGGACUGGGAGUACAAGUACGAGGAACCUGUCGAGGGGGAGAAUGAGCCCAUGAAGGACACUGCGACCCGAGACAAGCUCCAGCUACAACGGGACGACAUUGCAAAGAGGUUUGAAGACGCCACCAAGGAAUGGAUCAGGGGCGCCGACGGCCCCCAAGCCAAGGAGCUCAAGGCCAAGCGCGACCUGCUGGCAAGGGAGAUUGGCGAAAACUACUGGAAGCUGGACAAAUAUGUCCGCGCACGAUCGUUGUACGACAGGCAGGGAUACAUUCGUGCGGCGCAGCAGUCGAGUGGUAUGCCUAGAACGGUACCGACAAGGCGGACAAGUAGCUCUGCGCAAAGCACACCAUGA